Messenger RNA from Sesamum indicum (sesame), 1367 nucleotides. RefSeq names its product Polynucleotidyl transferase, ribonuclease H-like superfamily protein. NCBI's taxonomy places the organism in Eukaryota, Viridiplantae, Streptophyta, Magnoliopsida, Lamiales, Pedaliaceae. Gene Ontology annotation, molecular function: nucleic acid binding; 3'-5' exonuclease activity. The record is from RefSeq and is a predicted model, not a curated record. Gene Ontology annotation, biological process: nucleobase-containing compound metabolic process.
CAGAGUGAGAGUAGCGGCACACGAACUCAGAGAGAAAAAUUCCAAACAAACAUGAAAAUAAAGCACAAAUGGAAGCAACAAUUCUUGUCAUUUUGGGCUACCGACAAACGCUGCCUUAAUUUACAACAUCUCCUCUUCCCUUUGCCUUCUGUCAACGUCUACUUCUUUUUUCUUUUUCUGGAAAAAAGGAAUCCGUUUUUCUUUUCUUGAUUUUUUUUUUCUGCGAGGAGUCCGAGUUUUUGACAUUUGUGCUGCGUCCGCAUUGUCGGUUUCUAUAUAAUAUAGUUUUCAGUUUGCAGGGAAGAAAAGAGCCCAUGUGUUUGAACUUUGAUGAGAGCAGGAUUUUCCAAGAUAUAUUUGAGUUGGGUUUGUGAAGGAGCGGAAGAAAACUGAGAAAUAUUGCAGUGAGGAGUUUCUUUUUCUCACUCGUCUUUGGUGGUGCCUUUGCUUCUGUUGGUGCUGAGGGCUUUGCUUAUCUGCUAAACCUACAUUUGGGGACUAGACCAAGCCACUUCACUAUCAGACGCAAUUUUAGAAUUCUGAGCAUCACCUUGUAAUCGUUGGCGUGAGUUCAGACUGGUGCCGAAUUAAAGGUUUCUUAUUGUUUAAUAUGGGAAUGGAUGAAACUCCAAUAAAUAUGCAAACAGCUAUUUCCAAGCAUGCAUAUUUCAAUCUCUCCCAUGUUUCUCCAUUGGUCUUCUUGUAUCUUCUAAGAGAAUGUUAUGCUUAUGGCUACAAUUUUCAGUGUGAUGUAAAGCAGCUUGCACAUUCUUAUGGAGAAUUGAAAUGUUUUAAGCACUUUGACAUGCUGCUUGAUAUCCAGAAUGUGUUCAAAGAACCACGGGGUGGCCUUUCUGGUUUGGCCGAGAAAAUAUUGGGAACUGGUCUGAAUAAAACGAGACGAAAUAGCAAUUGGGAGCAACGACCUUUAAGUCAUUAUCAGCUAGAAUAUGCUGCUCUUGAUGCUGCUGUCCUCCUCCACAUAUUUCGGCAUGUUGGUAACCACUCCCAGCCUGCAGGUUCCCCAGAUGGACAUGCCAAGAUAGAAUGGAAAUCACACAUUGUUUCUCAUAUGGACAGCUCGAAAAUGCCCAAAAAGGACAUAAAAACUGGAGAAGAGCCUGAUGUGGGAACAGAUCGACCUGGAGGAUCAACCAAAGCAACUCUUGAUGCUCCUCAGGCAUGAUUAGCUAGCCGGUCUAUUACCUGUUUCCAUUACUUUUGAUCGUUUUUCUAUACAUAGAAAGAUUGCGAUGCUGAGACUUGAGUUGUUACCAAGAGACACUUUCUUAUGCCAAUAAAUCCUCCCCAUGAGGAAAUGUACAGUAAGAUUUCACAGUGAAAAGUAGACUACUUAGUGACCUCCA